ACAUACACAUUAAAAAUUACACACACACGUACUCACACACACACAUACACACGUACUCACACACACACAUACACACGUACUCACACACACACACACACACUCUUAUAAUUACAGACUUACACAAUUGCAGACAAACUCAUUCUCUACAUCCAUACUGUUUGACCAAUUGCACUCGUGGCCCCAACAAACACCCUCCUCCAAAACGUUUCCUGCCACUGCCCCUGCCCUGCCCUGCACCCCAGCAAAUUUCCCCUCCAUGGAGGACGUCGAGUUAGAAGUACAGACCAUGUACCCAGGCUUCGUGCACCACUUGAACUCCACAAGCAUGCAACAGAAGUCCAACGUGCUGACGGCAAGGUUGCCGUUUGUUGGUAGGGUGCGUCUGCUCACCGACUGUGUGGGCCUGCUCAAGUGCUGUUUUGUCGUGAUCUGCUACGUGUAUGCCGUGUUCGUCUCUCUGGUAGUUAUCGUGCAACCCCAGUAUGACGACGACAACAUGUCGGCCCCUUUUGCAGUCCUUUAUACAUACCUGUGCUUCAAUAUGUUUCUCUCUUUGAUAAUGUCCAUUAUUACCAACCCUGGCCAACUCUACCUCACGCAGGCUCUGGAACCUCUACUCUCAGACACCACCAGUAAGUCAUACUGUAAAACAUGCCACAUGCAUCGUCCACCUCGGUCAUUCCACUGCAGCCACUGUGGUCACUGUGUACGGCGAAUGGAUUUCCAUUACAGUUGGCUGAACAACGUGUCGGUGAGGAUAAUCACCACAUCUUCCUCCUGACAAUUAUAUACACCCUGUUUUUCUGCAUCACUACGCUCAUUUUGACUGUUCUACAUUUCUACUAUUAUCCCAAAUGUAUAACCUGUGAUAAGCAAAUAUUUUACAUAAAACACAGUAUCUGGUUUAUAUACACCCUAAACGUCAUCUUGAUCUACGGCCUGUUCCAAUCCCUCAUCAUGUUCGUCGUACAACAUCUAAACAUAAUUAUGAACCGAACGACUGUGGAGAAUGUAUUAUUAACACCUGUCGUUGA
Octopus sinensis (East Asian common octopus) is the source of this 1034-nucleotide messenger RNA. RefSeq names its product probable palmitoyltransferase ZDHHC21. The annotation marks the transcript as partial. The transcript is spliced from 6 exons. NCBI's taxonomy places the organism in Eukaryota, Metazoa, Mollusca, Cephalopoda, Octopoda, Octopodidae. The record is from RefSeq and is a predicted model, not a curated record. Gene Ontology annotation, molecular function: palmitoyltransferase activity.